UCUGGGUGGGAUGAUUCCCACUUCUCUGUUCCAGAACUGUUCAAGACUUCAAAUCUUCAACCUGAGUCAUAACAACAUGAGUGGCACAAUCCCACGCAAUCUCAGCAACUGUUUGGAACUCCGACUCAUUGGUUUGGAUAACAACAAGCUCGAAGGAGAGAUCCCCGGUGAUAUUGGCUCCCUUACGAAGCUAAAGGCGAUCGUCAUCUGGGCCAAUCGCCUCACCGGAAGCAUUCCUCCGGAGAUUGGGAAUCUUCGAUUCCUAGCAACACUUAUCUUGGGCCACAACCAUCUCAACGGCACUAUCCCAGCUACACUAGGCAACCUCUCCUCUCUUGGCUAUCUUGAUCUAUCAAAUAAUCGUCUUGCAGGAGCCAUCCCUAGUGCAAUAUGGAACCUCACCUCUCUCGAUAAACUUGUGCUGGUCGGUGAUUCACUCACAGGAGUCAUCCCAUCCGACAUCGGAAAUCUAGUCCGCCUUACGUAUCUUACUCUGUUUGAGAACCUCCUGGUUGGCACCAUUCCCCCGACUUUGGGAUCGUUGAACAAAUUAGAGAUAUUGUUUCUCAGUGACAAUAAGUUCGAAGCAAGGAAUGCUGCCGGUUGGAGGUUUUUGGAUGCCUUGACCAACUGCAGCCACCUUAGAAUAUUGGAUAUAUCUGUCAAUCAACUAAGUGGCGUGUUGCCAAAAUCCGUAGCCAAUUUGUCCAAAUCCCUUGAAAUGCUACAUAUCGGAGGCAACCAAAUAGCCGGAAACAUUCCUACGGAGAUUGGGAAUUUUAUGAACUUAACCGAAAUUGACGCGUCCUCCAACCUCCUCCAUGGUAUUAUUCCUACCACGCUGGGAGGCCUCCCGAGAUUACAACGACUAAACUUAAGCCGAAAUCAGUUUGCGAGAGAAAUCCCUGCAACCAUAGGCAAUCUUUCGAGCUUGGUUCGACUAGACUUAAGUGGAAACAAUUUCGUGGGAGAAAUCCCUGCUACCCUCGGCGAACUUCGACGAUUGAACCUUCUUCAGUUGGACGACAACCAACUGCACGGAUCCAUACCUCCGAGUCUUGGAAAUUGCCCACUAGAGACCUUGAACCUUGCGGCCAAUAAGCUGACAGGUACGACGCCCAAAGAGAUCUUUUACAUGCCCAGUCUCACCAAACUCUUCAACAUUUCCUACAAUUCGUUGACGGGAUCCCUACCAUUAGAAUUUGGGAACUUGAAGAACGUCCCAACCAUCGAUGUCUCAAACAAUAGAUUGUCCGGUGAAAUUCCCAGCACCAUUGCUGAAUGUCAAGUCCUGCAAUACCUUUACAUGCAAGGGAACCUUUUCCGUGGAUCCAUUCCUUCAUUUGGGCAGCUAAAGGGGCUUCGAGUGCUGGACAUUUCGAGAAAUAAUCUAUCGGGGCAUAUACCAGAUUUUCUUCGGAGCUUUAACAUGACUUAUCUUAAUCUUUCCUUCAAUGAUUUGGACGGUGAAGUGCCAAAAGAUGGGAUUUUCGGAAAUGCAAGUGCAUUCUCAGUAGUGGGGAACAGUAAACUCUGUGGGGGUAUUCCAGAACUCAGAUUGCCAUCAUGUACUUCCCAGAAGAAAUCUUCUUCGUCUGUCAAGCUAAUUGCCAUCACCUCUGUUGCCGGAGGAAUCUUGUUCGUCACCUUUCUAAUCUCUUUGUUGGUUGCUCGUCACCUAAUACGCAAGUCAAGCAGGCUUUCUUCUGUUACCUCAUAUAUCAGAGAGCAGCACAGGAAGGUCUCCUAUGCUGAGCUGCUCAGAGCAACAAAUGAAUUUUCGCCUGCUAAUCUGAUCGGCAUGGGAAGCUUCGGAUCUGUGUACAAAGGUAUCGUGGAUUGGGAAGACCACAAGGACGUGGCGGUGAAGGUACUCAACCUGCAGCAAAGAGGGGCUUCAAGAAGCUUCUUAGCUGAAUGCGAAGCUUUGAGGAACGUCAGGCAUCGCAAUCUCGUCAAGGUACUAACAUCGUGCUCAGGUGUUGAUUUCCGAGGGAAUGACUUCAAAGCUCUCGUGUUUGAGUUCCUACCAAAUGGAAGUCUGGACAAGUGGCUUCAUCCUCCUGAAAGAGAUGAACAGGGAUCGAUAAGAAUGCUAAGCCUUCUCCAGAGACUGAAUAUAUCGAUUGAUGUGGCUUCCGCGUUGGCUUAUCUUCAUCACCAUGUCCCAUCCCCUAUUGUUCAUUGUGAUCUUAAACCGAGCAAUGUUCUUCUGGAUCAUGACAUGGUUGCACGUGUGGGAGACUUCGGACUAGCGAGAAUUCUGAACAGGAUCAUGAGCAAGUCAUCCCAGAGGUCGACGAACUCGGCCACGUUGAAAGGGUCAAUCGGAUAUGCUGCUCCAGAGUAUGGGAUGGGCAACAAAGUUUCUAUCCAGGGGGACGUGUACAGUUAUGGAAUUCUGCUGCUGGAGAUGUUUACCGGAAGGCGACCUACCGAUGAUGGUUUCGAGGCUGGUCUGAAUCUUCAUCAAUACGUUGAGAUGGCUCUUCCAGACCAAGUCGCCGAUAUAAUGGACCCAAACUUGUUCUUGGGAACCGGAGAAGGAAAAGUACACCCCGCAAAUCCGUCGGCAAAUAGGCCAAACAUAAGGGCAGUAGAGUGCGUGACUUCGGUGCUUAGAGUCGGCAUUUUCUGUUCCAAGGAAUCACCGAAAGAACGAAUGGACAUGGAAGAUGUCAUAAGGGAGCUUCACGACAUCAGGGACGCAUAUCUGGGAUUGCCUCUGCAGGAGUAGAGCUAUGACACGACAGGGUAGUGAGUUCAUGUACUGUUGCUUUUACCAAAUAAGUUGUGUGGUGUGUAUG
Musa acuminata subsp. malaccensis (wild Malaysian banana) is the source of this 2807-nucleotide messenger RNA. Its product is annotated as receptor kinase-like protein Xa21. Lineage: Eukaryota; Viridiplantae; Streptophyta; Magnoliopsida; Zingiberales; Musaceae. Gene Ontology annotation, molecular function: protein kinase activity; protein binding; ATP binding. Gene Ontology annotation, biological process: protein phosphorylation. The record is from RefSeq and is a predicted model, not a curated record.